This is a messenger RNA of Micromonas pusilla CCMP1545, 2059 nucleotides long. RefSeq lists its product as uncharacterized. Gene Ontology annotation, molecular function: protein binding. NCBI's taxonomy places the organism in Eukaryota, Viridiplantae, Chlorophyta, Mamiellophyceae, Mamiellales, Mamiellaceae. The record is from RefSeq and is a predicted model, not a curated record. The transcript is spliced from 2 exons. Bases 11 to 2059 code for a protein of 682 amino acids.
CGUCGCGUACAUGCGCUGUCUGUCUUCGCCGAAGCUCGACCAACUCGAGGAGGACGAACGCCUCGCCGCGAAGUUCACCGCGACCGCGAAGCACGCCGCGCCCGCGUCCGCGGCGGAGAGCAGCGCGAAGAAUACGAAGGGUGGAGGGACGAUGCAUCGUUUCGGCCCGCCCGAGGAGAACGGCGACCGCCGCGCGCGCUUCAACGCGUCCGACGGCCGCUACGCGCUCGCGAAGGAGUGGACCCCGCCGUCCGGUCCGGUCCCGUUCAACCCGGAGGGCUCGACGCGCGUCACGCUCGCGACCCUCCCGGGGGUGAAGCAGCACCGAUGCCUCCUCUUCAACGUCGGCGACGCGCUCGUCGUUCGAAACUACGACGCCGCGUCCACGUCCGAGCCGAUCCGAAUCCUGUGCUUCCCCGGGACGUUCGUGACGUGCCACGCGCACCGCCCCUGCCCCGCGUCCUCGCCGGACGCCAGGGACCUCCUCCUCGGCCUCGCGAACGGCGAGGUCCACUGCGUGAGCCUCCGAGGGCUGAUCCGAGAGGGCGGACGCGGCCCCUCGAGGACGCUUCCGUCGGGCUCGCUCAAGUUCAACUCCGACGGCGGCGGCGGAUGCGGCGGGAGCGCGGUGGCCAAGUCGGCGCACCUCGCGAACGCGCCGCGGUGCAACGACGUCGCGUGGAACCCGGGCAGCGCGGGCGGGUUCAUCUCCGUGCACGCGGACGGGAACGUCUACGCGUACUUGGACCCGGCGCUGGACGCGGGCGCGGAUCCGAGGUUUCCGCCUGUCAAGGGCGACGUGUCGAGCGUCUCGGUGACGCCCGGACGGACGGAAGGGAGCAACCCGUUCGCGCGGUGGCACCUCUCCGGCGCGCCUCUGACCGCCGCGGCGUUUUCUCCGCCGGAGCGCGCGGGCGGCGGCGGCGGCGGGGGUCAGAACGGCCCUCAACGGUGCGCCGUCGUCGGCCUCGACGGGCUCUGUCGCGUCUUGGACGUGAGAGACUGGGAGCGCCCGUCGCUCGUGGACGGGUUCAAAGGAUACUACGGAGGUCUCAACCACGUGUGCUGGGCGCAUCGCGGGAAGUACAUCCUCGCCGGCGGCGAGGCGGACAUGAUCGAGGUGUGGAACGUGAGAGAGCGCGCCGUGGUGGCGUGGGCGGAGGGUUUGAACUCGUACGCGUUGCGAUGCGCCGCGGACGAGAUCGCGAGCGCGGCGUUGACGCGAGGCGUCGGCGUCGGCGGCGGGCGGAGCGACGACGACGACGACGCGGACGCGGGCGACGACGGCGACGCGACCAUCGGCGACAUGGACCUCGGCGACGGCGCUUCUGAACGCGCGCGCGGCGCCAGCGCCGGCGCCGGCGCCGGCGGCGGCGACUUGCUGCACGAGAUUGAGCCCGUGGAGACGUUGCGAUUCGGCGCCGUCGGCGCGGACUGCGCGCUGUGCCUGUGGGACCUCCCCGUGGACGGCGACGACGACGGCGGUGACGACGACGACGACCGCGCGGGGGUGCCGUUCUCCGGGGACGAGAUGGAACUCUCCCAGCGACCCGCCGCGCCCUACGCCUUCGGCGGCGACGCGAAGCCGCCGCUCCCGGUGCCGCUGCCGCGUCUGCCGCCGUCGUCCGGGGACGACAAGCCGCCGUCACGGCCUCCGUCGCGCUCGCCGUCGAGGGCGGGGGCUCCUCUCCGACCGGAUUCGCCGUCGUCCGUGAUGAGCCACGACGUCGCCGCCGGCGCGGCGGACGGCGCCGGCGCCGGCGCCGGCGCGGCGGACGCGAACGAGAGCGACGACGACUUCGUCGUCGCGACCCUCGCCGCCGCCGACGACGACGACCCGCGGCUGCCGUCCAUCUUCGCGUACGUCGGCGUCGGGCAGGUCAUCGCGCCGUCGGCGUGCCGCGGCGACGUCCACAACCGCCUCUCGCCCGUCGUGUCGCGGAAGCUCCACGACGAGCCGACGACGGAGGUGCUCUUCAACGCGGACGGCGUAGUCACCGCGUGCGCGGGGGGGAUCGUGAAACUGUGGGCGCGGCCGGGGGGGAUGGAUCAGGAGUGA